AUGGCUUCACUGGAGGAAGAAGAGGACCGUGACAUAGGAGGUAUGACUAUUCCUUGUUCCAAUGGCCCACCGAUCGAUCUCAACCUUGCUAACUACCCCCGCGACUCCCCAGGCUCGCAGGACGGAAGCUCCGAUAACGAGAACGACAACGAUAUGGACGACACUAUGCGCGACGUCGAUGAUGGUGAGGGCGACAAUGAAAAUGAUCAGUAUCAAGACGGGGACGGUGACCAAGAUCCCGAUAGCCCCUCAAAUGCAAGCCAGGUGUCGGAGGGCCCUGGCAUGCAACAAACCACCAAUGGCACUGGCGACAACAUCGUGUUUGAACCGUUCUCCAUCUAUCACCCAAGUGUGCGCCCCGAAUGCCUCACAGCCCGAAUCUACGAUGUGGUCCCAACCACAGCCGCGCCGCAUGCCACCUCGAUCAAUGCCAUUACAGCGACAGCCGAUAUGCGUUGGGUUUUCACCGGUGGAUCGGAUGGAUUCGUGCGAAAGUAUAACUGGGCAGACUCAAUAAACAGCAAGCUCAUGUUGACUGUGGCGCAAAGACACCCCUUCGUGGACAGUGUGGUCAAAGCGGGAGUCUUGAUGACAUAUUGGGAGAGCACGGAUGGCAGCCACCUAUCGCCGGUGUACUCUUUGGCUAGCCAUAGCGAAGGAUUGUGGCUACUUUCUGGGUUAGAAUCCGGGGCAAUUCGUCUGCAAACUCUGCGCCACGAAGAGGGCAAGGAAAUUGCGCUUCUGCGGCAACAUACCUCGGCAGUGUCAUCCCUGAACCUCACAUCAGAUGAAGAAUCAUUGCUAUCUGGGGGCUGGGAUAAACGGGUCUUUGACUGGGAUCUGAAUACUGGCCAAGCUAGACGAGCUUUCGGUGGCAGCGGCGGACAAAUAUCUGCUUUACAGAUUCGACCAGAGUCCAGCCUUCCGGUCCCUAAGGAUACAAUCGAAUCACAGCGGACCAAUGGCACCUAUACAUCAAACUAUGCCGCCCCUGGUACAGAUAACUUCACCUUUAUGGAUACCUCCCACGACAAUGGAGACGUGGGCCCGACCGAGAACCCGCAGGCGGGCUCCCCGGCCGACUCGCUCUUUGGUGGAGCAGACUCAUUAUUCGGUGACGCGGACGGUGGAGCUGCUGACAUUGGUGAGCCAUCCGGUGGAGCAUUUGGAGUAGAUGAGGACGACGAGUUUGGCCGCGCUUUAGCCAAUGGAGCUAUGCCGGAUGCCGACGCACCAGGAGAAGUUGAUGAUGAAAUGCCUGCCCAACCAGACGGGGGACAGGCACAAACCACACUCAAUGCACUGUCCAAGCAAACAAAUGCCCCUACAGGUGAGCCGGACCAGAAGACGGAGAUAAGCGAUGCAGACAUCUCGACUGGCCCAGUGCAGCCGGCUGUCAAUGGACUACCUAAAGCAGAGGAUCUUGAGACACCUCCACCAGCUCCGGACUUCUCACACAAUACACAACAAGAGCAAAGUGUGACGAGUGAUAAUAUGUUCUUGGCUGCUUCAAUUGAUGGGACAAUCCGGGUUUGGGACCGGCGACAGCUUGAUCCCGUCGCCCGCAUAACCCCCGAUAAUUCUCCUCCAUGGUGUAUGAAUGCUUGUUGGUCCCCCGAUGGAAAUUACAUAUAUGCCGGCCGACGAAAUGGAACUGUCGAAGAAUACAGUCUACACAAGGGUUUGAGAAAUGCUGAACGGACUUUCAAGUUCCCACAGGGGAGUGGGCCGGUGACGGCACUUAAGGCCAUGCCGAAUGGGCGUCAUCUUGUUUGCGCCUCCCACGAUAUCCUCCGUCUCUAUGAUCUGCAAAACGUGCAAGCUGACCAGUCUUCUCGCCAACCCCCAGUCCCCUUCUUGAUCAUUCCUGGUCAUCGGACGGGAACUAUAUCUCAGCUGUAUAUCGACAACGCAUGCCGUUACAUGAUCUCUACUAGCGGUAAUCGGGGCUGGGAAGGAAACACUACCGAAGUCCUCCUUGGUUAUGAAAUCGGUGUGCCGCAAUAG
Molecule: messenger RNA, 2007 nt
Organism: Penicillium digitatum Pd1
Lineage: Eukaryota; Fungi; Ascomycota; Eurotiomycetes; Eurotiales; Aspergillaceae
Source: RefSeq, a predicted model, not a curated record